AUGUCUUUGAACGAUCCACAAGGAGCGGAUUCAGAUUACCAGCGCGUCAAUAGCGAAUACCAGGCCUAUUCGAAAAUUUCGUCGUUACUGUUACUAGGAGUUCUUCGUGGUGGGAGCAGCUCAGAAGAAGUCGAUGAAGAAGGCGAUUUGAGUACAUCAUCAAACGCUGCACUUUCCCCGCCUAUUUCGGGUCCGCAGGCCGUUUCCACACCAAACCUAUCCGCUGAUACCACGUCGUCGCCGUACACGUCUAUUAACCCUUUUUCCUCACACAUGCCAUCCCCUGCAUCACCGGUGCCUCCGAAUAGACCGAGCUGCAGUUCAUCCGUGUAUACUUCUCAAUCACGAUCGCCCGCACAAGCCAAUACAUCAGACCCGGAAAAGCACUUGCAGACGGAUCAACAGGAAGGUGCGCCUAGGACUAACGAUGCCGAACAAGGCGCUGUCAGCCCGGAACAUCCAGACGAACAUGAACCAGAGCGACGAAAUCAAAGUACAUGCAACCAUGAAUUGCAAAAAACUCCUCACCCAGCGUUCAUGACAGACGAGGAAUUCGAGGCCCUACCGUGCUGGUCAGACGUGGAAGAUGACCCAGCAUAUAAUAUCGGUCGUACGAGACGUACUGUAAGCGACACAGAUGUGCGCCGGUAUAGAAUGGGCUUGGAUGCUGCGCCCUCGCAAGGAAUCCAGCCGGGAGAAACUACUACGCCACAUAUAAAUCCCCCGCCCGGCCUUUCCCCAACUCCGCGUUUCGCGGAAGCAUUCGAUCGGAUGUCACUACUCUCAUUGAAUAACUCUGCCUCUGGCCAGAGAGCCGAUGCAGUAGCGCCAGGCGAUAUCCCACCAAGUUACCCUUCUUCUAGAGCGUCAUUCAUUGGAACAGUGAAUUCCGAAUCUUUCAUGGAACUGCUCAGGGCGAGAGGUAGCUAUCCUGGCGAACUCAGACCCGACCCGAGCUCUUCACGAGAUGCCGAGAAUGCGCUUGUGCCAUGGAACGGCAGUGAAUGGAGCGUGUACCAUAUCGGCGACGGUCUGCCACCGCGAGACCCGCAGCGACAGAGCAUAGCGAGGAAUCAAACCGGCCAGAGAGAAGCAUGGAUUAUUACACCAGGUCGGCCACCAAGGUCAAGUCUCGAAAUUGCCAGGACCUUGGCUAGUCGUAGACUUCAGGCUCCUACGUUAUCACAUCUGAAUGAAAUUGACCAGGAGCCUGAUGGUUCGGAAUCCAAUGAUUUACCGCAAGUUUAUCUGCGAGGAGGAGCCGGCGAGGAGGACGAGGAGCAAUCGCAGCAUGAAUCUACGGCGCCGCCACGUGAUUCUACUCCGCCACCUCCCGAGAGAGUGCCGACUCCUUAUCCAGAGCCAUGGCUACAGCGUCUCUCUCUUCAAGGCGAUCAUCAGACGAUUCCAUUUGACCUCGCGCGUGCCACAAGCGUAUUUGGUCGCCAAGAAGCAACACCGCAUAGGUCCCCAUUACUAACCAGAUCGCGGUCGGCAGAGUGGAAUCAGGAUGGUUUGGGCGUUCUAUCUCCGCUUGGAAAUGUAGCGUAUCGGUUGGCACAUGAGGGGCGGCCGAGACAUCAUCCGACCAACUUGCAGCUUCGGAGAUACCUCGUCACACGUACUGAACCCCGCGAGGGAGAUGAGAUCAAUACUCGCACCAUAACCAACCAGGCCACUUUUCGUGCUCCCCUGAUCCGAGAAACGCCAUCUCGACAAGGAUCCUCCCAGCACGAAGGAUCCAGAGUCGAAGCACCAUCUUCGGAGCUGCAGGCUCCUCAAGACUCUAUCCUGUCUGUGCCUACGACCCCUCCUCCGCCAUACAACACUGUUGCACGUCACAACUCACAAACAGACCCAUCGAUUCAUUCCACUACAACCUGGGAGUUUGCGCCACCAGAACGGCCCCAGAACCCAAUAGUACAUGAAAUGGACAGUUUCGUAUCUCCAAGACCUGUUGCAAUCAGACGACAACGCCGCCGCCGCUCCUGUUGCGGUGUGGACAGAGACUCUUGCAAUGGCUGCUGUAGCCCGUUUUAG
Molecule: messenger RNA, 2040 nt
Organism: Exserohilum turcica Et28A
Lineage: Eukaryota; Fungi; Ascomycota; Dothideomycetes; Pleosporales; Pleosporaceae
Exons: 3
Coding region: 1-2040 (679 amino acids)
Source: RefSeq, a predicted model, not a curated record